Molecule: messenger RNA, 4477 nt
Organism: Myripristis murdjan (pinecone soldierfish)
Lineage: Eukaryota; Metazoa; Chordata; Actinopteri; Holocentriformes; Holocentridae
Gene: bckdk
Product: branched chain ketoacid dehydrogenase kinase
Exons: 11
Coding region: 125-1411 (428 amino acids)
Biological process (GO): regulation of glucose metabolic process; protein phosphorylation
Cellular component (GO): mitochondrion
Molecular function (GO): pyruvate dehydrogenase (acetyl-transferring) kinase activity
Source: RefSeq, a predicted model, not a curated record
UGUCUCCACUGUAUACGUGCCUUUGUGUACGGCUACGACUCGACCCUAAUGGCCUCGCAGCAGCCGUGAAACCGGGAGCUCACACCGAACAGGGCGGCCCUGUUCACCCAUAGCUCGUCUCCAAAUGCGUCCUGGUGUGGCGGGCAUCGCGCUGGAGAUGCUGGGCGGUGCUACCUGCCGGGCCAGGCCGAGGCUCAGCCGCCUCUUGCUGGCCCCCGUCACCAAAACAGUCCCGCCGAUGUCAAAGACGACAAGCCAGAGAUUUCGCUCCACGUCGUCGAUGCAGGGAUACACGGAGCUGGCCAGGGAGAGGUCGAAAACUGUCACGUCGUUUUACAACCAGUCCGCUAUUGACACUUCGGCAGAAAAGGCCUCUGUGCGGCUGACCCCAGCCACCCUGCUGUAUGCUGGGAAGUCUCCUGAUGGACACCACAUCUUGAGCAGUGCCAAGUACCUCCACAAGGAGCUGCCUGUACGCAUCGCCCAUCGCAUAAAGGGCUUUCGUAAUUUGCCCUUCAUCAUAGGGUGCAACCCCACCAUUCUGCAAGUGCAUGAACUCUACAUCCGAGCCUACCAUGUACUUAGUGACUUUCCCCCGAUCACGGACCAAGAGUUGGAGACUCGUUUCAGCAAGCUGGUGCAGCAGCUCCUGGAUGACCACAAAGAUGUGGUCACCAUGCUCGCCGAAGGCUUCAGGGAAUGUCGCAAACACAUCCAGGAUGAGACGAUCAUCCGCAACUUUCUUGACACCACACUGUGCUCUCGCCUGGGAAUCCGCAUGUUGGCUACACACCAUCUUGCCCUCCAUGAAGACAAUCCUGAUUUUGUGGGGAUCAUAUGCAGGCGUCUCUCCCCAAAAAAGAUUAUUGAGAAGUGGGUGGAUUUUGCAAGGCGUCUGUGUGAGCACCAGUAUGGUAACUCUCCCAGGGUGAGGAUCAACGGCCACGUUGCCGCUCGCUUUCCCUUCAUCCCUCUGCCACUGGAUUAUAUCCUGCCUGAACUCCUCAAGAACGCCAUGAGGGCGACUAUGGAGAGCCAUCUGGACACUCCAUACAAUGUGCCCGAUGUGGUGGUCACCAUUGCCAAUAAUGACACUGACUUUGUCAUCAGGAUUUCAGACCGUGGUGGCGGCAUUCCUCACAAUAUAAUCGACAAGGUGAUGGACUACCACUUCAGCACAGCCGAGGAGAGUGCGCAGGACCCCCGCAUGAGUAACCUCUUAAAUAACAUUACCAACAGCGGCCCCCAGUCUGGCCCCAUGCAUGGGUUCGGCUUCGGGCUGCCCACAUCCAGGGCCUACGCCGAGUACCUUGGCGGCUCCGUGUCCAUUCAGUCAAUGCAGGGCAUCGGCACCGACGUCUACCUGCGCUUGCGUCACAUUGACGGAAAGGGAGAGAGCUUCCGAGUCUGAAAGCCUCCCGCUGCUCAUCCUUACAGACCCCGCCAAGGAAUCAGGGCGCCGCAGGAGCACAGAGUUCCCCAUCAGGAAAGCAUGUCUGUUUCAAAGCUAGCGUUGGGCUACAAUAAAUACUUAAAGUGAUAGCCUGUAUGUGAUCAGAAAGCUCCUCAAUUCACCACCCCGCUACUUGUCCUUCUUUGCCUUAGAUUCUUUAUAAGCUGUGUUUGCUGUCGCGUUGGUCAUUGCAGUUUUCUUUUGUGUUUUGUACCCUGUGGCAUGUCCUCGUGAAGUUUAGAAGGGGUUUAUGGACCUCUGAAUGUUUAGCUCGUCAGGACAGAGAGUGCAUGGCCGUGUCAAUCCGAUGUUUAAUGAAGUAGAGCGGGGAGAGAAACGACUUCAGUUUUAAAGAAGUUAGUCACUGAGUAACCUCUCCAAAAACAUGAAAACGACACUUUUCAAGGAAAAGACUUCAAGUGAAGCUGCCUAGAGGCAGAUUUCCUUCUUACACUCCAGUGACCCUGUCUGUUCUUUUUUUUUUUUUUUUUUUUGACAAAGCUGCACAAAUGUUGCUUCAUAUUUUAAUAAAACCAUAGUAUUGCGGUACCAAAUCCUUACGGUACACGUUGGCAGUUUUCUCUUAUUGUAUCAAAAUCCAAGGUCUCUAAGGGAAAACGGCUUCUUCUGUCAGCAGCUCAACUUCAGUAUCCACAUUUUCAAGCUGAUUGGCUUGCCAGUGCCAUUAGCCUCACCCCUCGACAACCCUUGGCUGUAUUCUCCAAAAACCUCUCACCUGUGGACGGUAACUCCAGAAGAAACUGCCAAGACACCGAAUGCUCAUUAAUAGUUUUCUCUCUCGUUUUCUAUUUUGAGAGCAAAGAGUCCAGGAUGAAUCCGGUCUGUUCCGCAGCGUUUUUAUCGAGCUCUCAGGCAGGAAAGUGAGCAGAGAUGUUCAGUUGCCUUACUGCGUGAUACUAGACUUUCAACUUCAUGCAGUCAUUUACUUUAUUCUCUUUUGUUGUUGCCUUUAUCAGUUCACACACAUAUGUACACAGGGCUGAUAGCAUUCCAGAUCUCCGGUGUACCGGCGUGACUGUGGAAAAAAAAAAAAAGGGUUCGUCCAGAUUUAUCUAACAGACAUUUCUCUGGAUCCAAUAGAAGCGCAGCUUUUGUUCUCAGCCACACUAACAAUAGGUCUACUAGCCAGUCAGAAGUAGAGCGCGGCGGGACUUGGGUGUUGACAAUCAGGCGCUCCAUGUGCCGUCGAAAGUGAGCCUCAUUAGCCUUCAGUGACGCGCUGCAACCCACAGGAUGAAGGUUCAUGAGGCCCGAAGACAGCAAACAUGUCGAUAAAGGCGUCAAGAAUAAAUGGCGCUGGGCUUGGAUAGAGGAGAAUGGGAGCAAUGUGGCAAUAGAUAGUUACAAGAUAGUUAAUAGGGUUAUUUUCAAAUAAUGUUUCCGUUCCGGAAACGGGAAAAUGUUCAGGCUCAGAAUUUUUUUCCACUAUCAGCCCUGCGUACAUCAUGUCAGUCUAUCAGGUUUAUUAGUUUGAUGUCAAGUGUUUAUUUGCACAAUUACUCACAGUCAUGUUAGUUUUUCUUUAUAAUAUAACAGCUUUGAAAGAACAAUAUACCAUUAAAGUAUUACGCAUCAUCAUUAUGGAUUAUCCGCUUUAGCAAAGUCUUUUUUUCCAUAAAUUAUAUUUCAAAUAGAUUGCUCUUUCGGAAGGCAUUUUUUUUUACAAGAUCACAUUCCAGAAUGGGUCAAAAACAGUUUUCCUACACUGUUCUGGAUAGUAUGGAUCAGACUAUUUCCAGGAGUAAUACAGUAUAUAUAUAUAUAUAUAUAUAUAUAUAUACAUACACACAGAAAAAACUAAAUCAUUAGGGUUAGACAUUCAUAAAAUUCUUUAAUGCUGCAAAUUGCGUCACCGCCAGCACUCCUCUCCAUUUUGUCGAACAUUCCCCAUGCAAACGAUCGACCUGAAUGUUACUUUUACUCUUGUUUUAUCUAAAUGCCUCUCCCAGAGAGAAUUUAUCAUGAUAGCUCACAUUAUAUUAUUAUUUCUUGAGUAAAAGAACUGAGAUUUUAGCUGUUCUAAUCAAGGUAGAAAGUCCAGCACCUCUUGAAAAAUCAUCUCAAGUUAGUACCAGUGGAUUUUCAGCUUUGCCUCAGAGAGUCUGAACCUGUGACGUGUUGGUUUAUAUUGUCAGAGUCAAAUUAGAAGUUGUACAACAGAGGCCGGUGACGUUAUCAGAAUCACAUAAAUUGCACCGACCUCGAAACAGAACAUAUGGAAAACGGACGAUCCUUGCAACGAGUGACUGCAAAUCAAGGCACUUGGACGUAUCAUGAGCAUGUCAUGUCAGCGGUUACUGUGUUCCUCGUGGCUUUGAAGGUUUUGGUCAUCAUGCCUUUGUAACAUGUGCAUUGAAGGCAGGCUGGGAAGGUAACACCACCUGGCAGCCGUGAGCGGGUGAAUUUUGUCUCCCUAGUUGAUGUUGUUGUUGUUUUUUUUUUUGGCAGGUCAUCUGUUUUGAGGCGCUCUUCUAGUCCACAAUUUGCCUGGUAAAAUGGCUCAUGAAUUAUGGAUCUGUCAGCCACUGUCGCCAGGUGGAAAACGAAUGGAAUGAAAAUCAUGAAGCAUUAGAAACGUGCUGUCUGACCUCUGCUGGCCCAAAAUGAGAAAGGCAGACUGAAAAAAACAAACAAAAAACAAACAAAACUGUGGUUGUUAGUACUGUAUUUGUAGUAAUAUUGAGUACAUUAUUCUAAUUUUAUAUCUUCAUUAUUUUUUGAAAGCAAAAGAGGACUUAACCACAUUUGAGUAGAUUUACAUUUUUUCAAGCUAUAUGAUGAGUUUCUAUACUGAUGAACGUUUGCAGUCAGGAAUGAGGACUAAUACAAAUGUGUUUUUCGAUGUCACUUCCAGUAUGAAGCCAAAUACUGGAGCAAAGUUACUGAGAACAACGUGCUGCCAUGGAUUGUUUUGUCUGAUUCACUGAAAUUUGUUUCUCCCCAGGCAUUUCAUGUUGUGUUGAAGAUUUCUUAGACAUUAAACUCUACAUGGUUGGAAGUGGA